AUGUCCACUGGAGACGUGACUGGAGCUUUCCGCAGCAUACCCAUCGCUGCGGAGGCGGUUGGGCGAUUCUCGGCGCCUGUACGACCUACGUGGGGCAAGAUCUGCAGCGUCACGGACUGCUAUUUUGGCUACUAUGGUGUAAGCAGGAACUGGAGCGGCAUUUUGUGA
This is a messenger RNA of Phytophthora nicotianae INRA-310, 168 nucleotides long. RefSeq lists its product as hypothetical. The coding region runs from base 1 to 168 and encodes 55 amino acids. Lineage: Eukaryota; Oomycota; Peronosporomycetes; Peronosporales; Peronosporaceae. The transcript is spliced from 2 exons. The record is from RefSeq and is a predicted model, not a curated record.